This is a messenger RNA of Penicillium longicatenatum, 4659 nucleotides long. Its product is annotated as putative Rho guanyl nucleotide exchange factor. Bases 1 to 4659 code for a protein of 1552 amino acids. NCBI's taxonomy places the organism in Eukaryota, Fungi, Ascomycota, Eurotiomycetes, Eurotiales, Aspergillaceae. Gene Ontology annotation, molecular function: guanyl-nucleotide exchange factor activity. The record is from RefSeq and is a predicted model, not a curated record. The transcript is spliced from 2 exons.
AUGACGGCCAAUGCAGGUGCGCCCGCAGGCACCAAUCUGUCGGACAUCCCGCUGGAACACCUCAGUCUUUACCAUGCUGUCGACUCCUACCUCUCCUCCGUCCUCGUUUUUUAUGGCCCCGUUGCAACCGCCAAUGCCACCGUAAGCAGUUCGCGCAUUCAGGCGCAUAUUUUCAGCCCCGCAGGGUUCCAAAGUUACACUCGAAUAACAAUUUCACCUGCUGCACCGCUUUACGCAGCAGUGAACCACCUACCCCGCGAAAGACAAGGCGAUGCAGUUUGUCGCGCACUUGCCGUGAGCAUGCUGAAAUACUUUGCCGAGUUGUCGAGUCCUCUCAAAUCCCUUUUGGCUGAAAGGUCACAGCCGGCGCGACAAGGUGGAAAAUUACCGAAGUUAUUUGACGAGAUGCACGCCGCAGAUCUAGCCAGCCGUAUGACAAAAGUGGAAGACUCGACGGAAAUUAUUCGGGAUAUUCGCAACUCAUUCCAUGAACGAAAAGUCCCUUGGACUGACCUCGACGUUGUUCUACCAGCCGGCACUAUACAACACUCCGAGAGAAGAGAAAGCGCCGGUUCGGACAUGGAAGAAUCACAAAACCUCCAAUAUGGCCAAUAUACACCUCUUAUUAUGGCACUUGGGGACCCCAUGUUUUUACCAACAUCGCGUCUCAAACGUGCGCCGUCACAAUCAACUAAUGUGAGCAAAUCCAGGAUUUUCACACGUGGCCAGAAGGAAUCUGUUCGUCUUACCAUGUGUGAACUUGUGGAUACCGAGGAGCGAUAUGUUGCCAAAUUAUAUUCGCUCGUGCAUGAGGUUGCGGACGAGUUCCGCCAAAAAGCUCAAGGAAGAGGUCCGUCCAGUACCAGUCCGGACGAGGCAGCCUUAGAAACCCUCUUUCCGCCAUGUCUGGAUGAAAUCUUGGAAGUCAAUCUUGGAUUCCUAGAUGUCAUUCGGCAGGUCCUCGAUGACACAGAGAAAGACGCACUCGAAGAUAUCGGGCAAGACACUGAGCUUCCUCCGCGCCGAAGCGCAGCACGGGAGAAUAGGGAUGCAAUUGGCGCCGCCGAAUUUGCAAAAGCAUUGCUCGAUUGGUUGCCACAAUUCUCCCAACCAUAUGCUGAAUACAUGAGGGCACACAAUGGGUUUGCUCAGAUACUUAACUCGUUCAUGCGGGAUAAGAACUCCAGUUUUUCGAGGCGAGUCUAUGAGACAGGAGAACAGAGGCUGCGGUCUCUUCUGAUGGAGCCCGUUCAGCGGCUUCCUCGCUACAGUUUAUUGAUUGAUACCAUGACAGGCAGCCUGCCCCUGGUUCAUCCUGCUGUGCGUCCUCUGCUGAAAGCUCGAGACAUGGUGAAAGAUAUUUGUGCUCUGGAGAAUUCCUCCCCAUCUGGUCAUGCACAGAGCCUCCGUCGUUUGAGGGAGCUUGUUGAUAGCUGGCCAGCAAAAGUAUUUCCAGAUGGCCGCUUGAUAACGGCAGUUGAUGUCGAUGAGGUCACUGUUCCAUACCAACUGGAUGGGCAAGCAACAGGCCCUGGAGCUGGGAUAGUACUUCUCUACCGAAACUGUCUUGUGAUACUUGCAAAGUGCGCAGACAGUCGAAGCACCGCACGUGGCGUGCUGGCAGACAUUGAUAAUGCCGCGUCUUCAACUACUGAUACCUCUAUGAACCUACCACCAUCCGAGCUCAAGGUUGCUCAAGUUCUAGAGCUUCAUACUGUGCGCUGCAUGCAAUCGGCAUGCGGUCGGAUAUUGUAUAUCGUGCCAGCCUCAUACCAAUCAGGUUCAGACCCCCUCGACAGCGGCGCUGAUCUUAUUGCCCUAGAAUUGACAUCGACGUAUGAAGGAAAGGCCGGUCGACUGAUUGAGGAAAUUGCAAAAGCAAAAAUUGAAGGCCGCUAUUCAGAACAAGAGCGAGAAGGUGACAAAUGGACACUGCGGAGCCCUGCUGCCGCUCUGGGAACAACCAAUCUUCUAGCCUGUGUGUGCGAAGACGGCCAGACUGAGGCUCUCAAUCAUGUCUACUCGUCUCCCAUACGCGUGGUAUUUGACAAGCCGAAAGGAAACUCGAUUCAAAUGCUGAGAAGCACUCACUUGGAGGUUGUCAUAUCUAUUUCUCCUCCCAACGGCGAUCAGUUUAGAAUGGAUGUGGACUCUGUGAUUGGUGCCCCUUCAACGGAUCUGGUGUCGGCAGACACAUUCAUCUCAACACUUUCAAGACGCAUGCAAAGUCUUCUUUCACCUCUACACAGUCCACAGAACCCCAAAAUUAUGACUCCAUUGGUUCAGUCUAAUUUUGAACUUAUUCGAUACAUUGCAAGCAGCUUGAUCACCCAAGCCAAAGCAUCCCGUGGAUUCCGACCACCUUCACCAACGAAGCUGAUAUCCAAUUUACUGGGAGGCAGCCGUGAAAAUGUUCCGACUAUCAAGCAGCCAAACUCGGCGACUCUGUUGGGUGAAUUUCCUAAAAUGCCUCCCCCGAGGGGCAAUCUUUCCAGAUCGAACACUCUGCCUUCCACCUUUCCUGGCAAAGAUAAAGAAAAAGAGAAAGGAGAAACGUCUAACAAGAUAUCCGUGGUUGGGACGCCUGCCGCACGAGGCCCUGAUGGCCAACUUGGAUCGCUGGAGCAAACCUUCGCAGCCUACGUGCUCUCUUUACAGUCUCGAAGUGGGAAUAUCCUUGGGCGAAUGCUUCGCGCUAGAGAGGCUGCGGACCGCUCUCCAGUGAAUGAGCUAUAUAAUAUCCUCCUGGAAGACCCCUGCAAACUCCAAGCUGCUGCAGAAGUGCCCGUUGACACCUUGUUUGUUGCUUUUGAAACUUUCAUGAAAAACGCGUGGAAGCGGAGUAUGGGCCCUGUGCUGGACAAAUCGUCUUUGCGGCAGCUUCAAAGUCAAUUUGACACCAUGUUUCCUCGUGAUUUUGAUGAAGAAUUUCGGAAGUUUUUGGCAGAUACUAGUCCACAAAAUCGCCGUGCCUUGGCUGCUAUCAUCCGGCUGCUUGCGGAGUUGCUAGACGCAUCUGGGAACGAUGGGGACCGUGGAGCAUUGACAAUGGCCUUCGCUGAGGUUCUCACAGAGGAUGGUGACCCUGUACAUCACGUAUCACUCUUGGAUAGACUUGUUGAGGACUUCGACAAUCUCUUCGAGGAAUUCAUCCCCAGUGGAGCCUCAGUCGAAGGGACACUGACCAGUGAUCAAUCCCAAACCAAGACAUCACAGGCCAAUACUGGGUCUGUGGGUUCAAAUAAUUCUUCAUUCCGGAAGCGCUUCGGAUUCAGCCUUCACAAGGACAGCCAGAAGAGUGAGGGUGAAAGCAAGGUUGCUUCGAUCUUGCGAACACUGAGCAAGAGACAAAGCCCGGCUGAUUCAGAGCCUAACACCCCCAAGGGAUCUCUGUUACGCUCCAAGUCCACCGAUGUGGAUGCACGCCUGGGUUUCCUUCGGCCCACAUCGCGCGAUCGCCCGUUCGGGUUUUCAUCCGAGGAGCAAAUAUCAAGACCAGGCACUGGCCACGGACAGACCCCAUCUUUGUCUUCUAUGAGGGGAAUAUCGCAUGAUAGCGUCGUGAAGGUUCGCCGAAAAAGGCGGAGCUCUCUGUCAGACCUACGCCCCCAAACCGCGUCUUCGGAGGCCUCCAAUAUUUCCAGUAUCUCCAAUGUCUCCCCAACCCACCAACUACGCCCUGUUACUCCGAUCAGUCGCCCUCGAGCCGAGCCAGCUACACCGACUAGCCAGCCACCAAGGCCACAUAGUAGUUAUUUGUCAAGAUCACCUACGAGAGGUACAUCACCGGCGAAAGCAACCUCUCCUGCCCGCUUAGGAUCACCUAUUCGAAGGAUGUCGCCUACACGCCCUUCGACCCCCAGUAGGAAAGAGAACAUUGAUCCUCAGAUGCCCCAAUCCGAGAGAGCUGCCAAGACUUCGCGUGUCAUUCCAGAAUCGCCAACUCAGGAAUUGAAGAGGCGAUCCCGCGCGACUAGCAUUCCUCAGCGAACACCAGGACUCCGAGAGAGACCCACGGCCAACACGGAAAAUAAGCGUCCGCAAUCUUCGUCCUCAGCUCAAAGAACUCCAAAGUUGCGAUUGCAAAGCUCACAGAAGCUUCGUGAACGCGUGAAGACGGAGAAAAAGACUCAAGCUACUGCACAAAUCGGUCUUCGAGACGAGCUGACAGCCCUUGGCAAUGAGAUGCAUGCCUUGAGGCUAACGCCGCCAAAGGAAUCUAAUAUGGAGACCAAUGAGGGAACCGCAGGGUCUCAGCCAACCUCAGAAAGAGGUGCAGCGCUGGAGAGUCGUUUCCGCAUGCUGGAAACCCGAUUUGACCAGUUCGUGGGUGAGUACAAUGGACGCACGGCUGUUUUAGAGAGAGAUGUAGAGUCAUCUCUGGUUGUCAGCGAAAAACGCGUAAAGAAGCUGGACGAGUUGUACCGUGAGGCCAGUGCAGAGAACGAGGCCCUCUACGAUCGGUUCAACUCGGAGCUCAGCAAACUCUCAAAGGAUGUGCGGACGGGUAGCGCAGAAGAGUCUUUGCAAGCCCAACUGAACAAUGCCCUAGAGGAGAUCAGUCGCCUGAAAAAAGAGAAUUUUCGACUCAAGAGAGAGGUCGGAGGUCUUCGGGCACAACAGGCUGCCGUUGCUCUAACGAGAGCAAGCGAUCAAUGA